Messenger RNA from Metopolophium dirhodum (rose-grain aphid), 3694 nucleotides. RefSeq names its product cystinosin homolog. Gene Ontology annotation, biological process: L-cystine transport. Lineage: Eukaryota; Metazoa; Arthropoda; Insecta; Hemiptera; Aphididae. The record is from RefSeq and is a predicted model, not a curated record. Bases 870 to 2081 code for a protein of 403 amino acids. Gene Ontology annotation, molecular function: L-cystine transmembrane transporter activity. Gene Ontology annotation, cellular component: lysosomal membrane. The transcript is spliced from 12 exons.
GUCGCGGCGACUGUCGCGCGCGCGCUCAUUAUUCGAAAUCCGCCGCCGCGUGGCUAUACGCUUUCCGCGAUUGCGCCCGUCCUCCGCGAUUCUUCUUAUUUGUAAAACGCCGCAGUCGUAAUAUACUUAAUAAUAUAAUAUAAUUAUAUUUAUUAUUUGCAGAUAAAAAAAAAUCGGACGUCGAUCUACAUAAAUUAUACAUAAUAUAUAUAUAUAUACAUAAUUAUAUCAUUAUAACGUAGUAUUACAUUAUUUACAAUCGUUUUUUUUUUUUUUUUGUUGAUUUUCUUUUAUCUUAUUCUUACAUUAUUCUUCGUCUUCUUUGUCUUCCUCGAAUCUGACGCAAGCUGACCGUCCGGUUAGGUCAUCUCGUAUACUGUGCGGUCACCACCAUUAUUCCUUGCGCGUUUCAAUAUUGUACGUACCAUAAUGUUCUUUGGGAAUAAUGCGAUUUAUCAACAACAUUAUUAAUGAUAAUAUCAUAUCAUAAUCGUCUGCAGCUACCGCCGAAUCGUCUGCGUUCCCUCCACCGCCGCGCGAUCAAAGGCUGAUAAUAUAUCAUUAGCGGCAUUGCACUUACCGCCGAAGACGACCAUCGAUUGGGCACAGACGACAAUCUCGCGCCAGUCUGCCGCCGACUGUCGCACCACUCGCCCGCGGAGCAGAGCUGUCGCCUGCCUCAGAUAUUAUAAAUAAUAUUGUCGGGGAGGCCGGACUAGUUGUCACACGCGGGUUGGUUGUCACAAUGUUAAUAAAUCUGAAACAAGACGGUACCUCCAAAUAGGUACCUAAUUUUUAUCUCGACCAAAGACUGGUUGUAGUCAUAUAACGAAUUUUAAGGAUGAAAAAACCACAUCAGUCCGCAACCGAUGGCAGUCCGACCUGAGAAAUUCACCAUGAGGAGCAUUGCUCGAGUAGCGUUCGUCCUGAUCGCCUACAGUGCAUCCCGUGCAUGUGCGAAAUUUUCAUUCAAUACCCAGGAUUUGGUAUUGUUGGUGAAUGAUUCAGCAACGCUCACAUUGACCUUAACGGACAAUGUACCAGAAAAUACCACAUUAAUCCUCAGCACUAAUCAUAAAGACUUACUGACGACAAAUAUUUCAAGAAUAGAAGUCACCAAUUCUACAGGUCCAAAUGUAUGGCCAGUAGAGUUGUUUGGUCAUGAUGCCGGCCACGAUUUAUUAAAAGUUGAUGCUUAUCCUUCUUCCAUAAAAUCCAGUGAUGCUUUUGUGCGAGUCACUCUGCAACAUUCUAAUGAAUUGGCUUUAUUCAGUGUUGUUGUUGGAUGGAUUUAUUUUGUUGCAUGGUCAAUAUCAUUCUAUCCUCAAAUGUAUGAAAACUGGAAACGUAAAAGUGUUGUGGGUUUAAACUUUGACUUCAUUGCAUUGAACUUGAUUGGAUUUAUGUUAUAUUCGAUGUUCAAUGUUGGUCUAUGGAUACCUGAAAUUGAAAAAGACUACUCUGCCCGAAAUCCUCGUGGACUAAAUCCAGUUCAAUUAAACGACAUAUUCUUUUCUAUUCAUGCUGUAUUUGCUACUUUCAUAACUGUGACCCAAUGUUAUUUUUAUGAGAAAGGUGAUCAACAAGUUUCUCGGACAGCGAAAUCAAUCAUGUCCUUUUACGGAUUGCUAAUAGCCAUACUAUUAGUUCUAGUAUAUUUACAAAAGAUAGUAUGGCUGGACUUCCUUUAUUAUUGCUCAUAUAUCAAGUUGACCAUAACACUCAUCAAAUACAUUCCACAAGCGGUAAUGAAUUACAAGCGUAAGAGUACAAUUGGUUGGAGUAUCGGCAACAUAUUCUUAGAUUUCACAGGAGGAUUACUUAGUAUAUUGCAGAUGAUUAUCAACGCAUAUAACUACAAUGAUUGGGCCUCAGUGUUUGGCGAUCCGACCAAAUUUGGUUUGGGUUUGCUGUCAGUGAUUUUUGACAUAUUGUUUUUCUUACAACAUUAUGUAUUCUACAGUGGAGUUAACUAUGCAGAAUUUGAAAAUUGUAAUGUGGUAGAAGUGGAGAAUGAUGAGGUUACUAAUUCAGAAGAGCACACUAAACCAACUGAUAAACCAGAUGACCAGAUAUGUUAAAAAAAAAUUGUUUAUAAUUUUUUUAUUCUAGACUGAUCAGUCAAUAAUUUAACUAUGCUAAACAUCUAUAUUGCGUAGGUACAUCCAAACAAGACUGAACUUAUCCACUAACACCAAAGUUAUUUUAAGAUUUACUUAUUUUCUUUUGUACAGUAUUUAUACAAUGUUUUAUACUUAUUUAAUAACUUUAAUUUAAACAUAAAUGUGCAAUACCAUUUUUUAUUGGAAAACCCUCAUUUUUUCGAUCGAAACUUUUAGGUAGAGAUUUUAGAGUUUCAGGUGGCUUGGCUAUUUACAAAGCCAUCCUUAAUGUAUUACCUAAUCACGACCUGUAAAAAUGCAAUAACUAAUAUAGUAAUACAUUACCUAUUGUGUAUUGUAUAAUAUAAUGUGAUAAAACCAGUAAUUAAAUCUCAAACCACUGUGGAGUAUUAAAGGCAUUUAUCAUCAUAACAAUUGUAUAAUGAUUACAUUUUCGAAUUAAUUGAAAAACAAAUGUAGAUGUGAAUCUUGUAUACCUACAAAACCUUACUAACUUUACUACAAUACUACACUACUAAACUAGAUAAUAACCACUAGGCAUUAACCAUGAUUAAAUAAUUUUUUUUUAAUUGAACAUAUUAUGAUACCAUGAAUCAUGAUUAAGUUAUUGGAUUUUGGUUUAGUAUAUUGCAUUGUGGUAACAUUUCAUGUGUCUAUAAAACUGAUUGUAAUUUAGCACCCCUGAAAGAAUAGUGACAAAACUUAAAAAAAUUGUUUUCGAGUUAUUACCAUCAAAAUUUGCAGAAUUUCAUGUCUUUAUUUCUGCUUUAAAUAAAAUAUAGUUUAUUUGUUUCCAGAUGGAAUACCGACACUUUUUAGAUGUGACUUUAUUCUGGCCUGACUUAUGUUGUUACACAAUAUUUUUCUAGCCAGAAUAAAGUCAUAUCUUAAAAGUAACAGUUUCACACAUGGAAAAUUAUUUUAAUUUUAUUAAUAUAAUACUGUUAUACCUAUUAUAAGAAUAACUAUAGUAGUUUUAUCAAUAUUAUAAUAUGUUGUAUUAAUAAAUAUUAUCUCAAAAGUACUACCUAAUAUUUUUUUAAGAUAAAAUAGAUACCUAAAAUUUAUCAAGUAGUUAAAACAUGUAACAAUAACAAAUAUUUACAUACCUAUUAUUUUAUAUUUAAGAGUUAUCAAUCUUAAAUGUUAUAAGAUAAGUUAUACAUUUGAAUGUUAUAAAUAAUAUUAAUAAAACAAAGGUGAAAUGGUACUCAUGUUAUUUUAAGCAUAUAUAAGUAAACUAUACAAUAUUAAGAAUAAUAUAAGAUUGAAAAAUGAUAAAUUAAUUAAAAAUCCUAUUUAUAAUGACUAAAUUACAUAAUGAAACAUUAAAAGUCGAUUUCCCAACAUUUUGAUUUGCGUCACUAUUCUUUCAGGGGUGUGAUUUAUUUUAAACAUGUAAGAAUCGGUCAAUAUGCAUAAAUAAUAGUGUUUAUAGUUGUCAGUUGGUUUAUAAAUAUUAAAUGUAUAUUAUUUUGUUUAUUAUUGAUUUUCAAAAUACUAAUGUUAUAUAAUAUACAUUAUAAGAACUAUUUGACUAUAAAAAUUAAAAAUUUUAAAUUUUAAUUUAA